AUGAGGGUCAGAAUUGCACUAGCAGAGAAAGGUCUCAAGUAUGAAUACAGGGAAGUGGACUUGAGCAACAAGAGCCCUCUACUUCUGAUCCAUAAUGGUAAACCCAUUUGCGAAUCCCUGAUAAUAGUUGAAUAUAUUGACGAGGUUUGGAAAGAUAGGUCUCCAUUGUUGCCCUCUGAUCCUUACCAGAGAGCUCAAGCCAGGUUCUGGGCUGAUUUCGUCAACAAAGAAAUAUAUGAAAAUGGAAGGAAGAUAUGGGCGACGAAAGGAACGGAACAGGAGGUUGCCAAGAAGGAAUUCAUACAAGACCUUAAGCUGUUGGAAGGAGUGCUUGGAGAUAAACCCUACUUUGGAGGUGAGACACUUGGGUUCCUAGACAUUGCGCUCGUCACAUUUUACAGCUGGUUUUUGGCAACUUCAGCAUAG
Messenger RNA from Vitis riparia (riverbank grape), 426 nucleotides. RefSeq names its product probable glutathione S-transferase parC. The record is from RefSeq and is a predicted model, not a curated record. Gene Ontology annotation, molecular function: glutathione transferase activity. Gene Ontology annotation, biological process: glutathione metabolic process. Gene Ontology annotation, cellular component: cytoplasm. The transcript is spliced from 2 exons. NCBI's taxonomy places the organism in Eukaryota, Viridiplantae, Streptophyta, Magnoliopsida, Vitales, Vitaceae. The coding region runs from base 1 to 426 and encodes 141 amino acids.